Messenger RNA from Corapipo altera (White-ruffed manakin), 3297 nucleotides. It is a transcript of the gene MDM4, whose product is annotated as MDM4, p53 regulator. The coding region runs from base 88 to 1794 and encodes 568 amino acids. Gene Ontology annotation, cellular component: nucleus. The record is from RefSeq and is a predicted model, not a curated record. NCBI's taxonomy places the organism in Eukaryota, Metazoa, Chordata, Aves, Passeriformes, Pipridae. Gene Ontology annotation, molecular function: ubiquitin-protein transferase activity. The transcript is spliced from 11 exons. Gene Ontology annotation, biological process: protein ubiquitination; regulation of cell cycle; negative regulation of apoptotic process.
AGUGAAAAUAUUUGUCUGUAAACCCUGAGGCUAAGCUGAUAGCACUGAUCAAAUCAGUGUGGAAACAGUUAGAGCCGUGGCUGGUUGAUGCCUCAGCCCGGGGUCCUUAUCCUGGAAUGCGGGGUCAGGAAAUGCACCUUUAGCCCUCCCCGGGCCGCUCUCCCCAGCCCGGGCCCUUAUCGGGGCUCCCCGCCCCGCCCGGCGCCCUUUGAAAGGGCGACUCAGAGCCCGGAGCACCGGCGGGAAGCGGCAGAGCCUUCCCGGGGCCGCCCAGGACGGGAAUCCAGGGAUAAUAACCCCGGGAUAAUAACCCCGGGAUCCCCCUCCAGCAGCGAGGUGCUGUUACCAGCUGCUCACUGCACCAUGAGCUCCCCCAUCCCUGCCCAGCACCCAGCAGCUGAGAAUGCCUGCAGGAUCACUCUGGGACAAGCUCACCAGGUGAGACCCAAACUGCCACUCCUGAGGAUUCUGCAGGCAGCAGGAGCCCAAGGAGACACCUUCACACUCAAGGAGGUGAUGCAUUACCUGGGCCAGUACAUCAUGGUGAGGCAGCUCUAUGACAAAAGGCAGCAGCACAUGGUCUAUUGUGGAGGAGAUCAGCUGGGAGAGCUGCUGGGCCUGGAGAGCUUCUCUGUAAAAGAUCCAAGCCCCCUGUAUGACAUGUUGAAAUGGAACCUGACGGCGGCUGCACUCACAGAUGCUGCACAGACUCUCCCAAAGGAGCAGAGCGUCGAUAAGCCAAGCCAAGACCAGCUGAAGUUUAGCCAGGAAGAAGGUUCUGAUGCUGGGACCACGGAGGGGGAGGAGAGCAAGGCCUCUGCUUUGUCUACCUCGGAGCAGAACUGUGACACUUGUGAAGACAAAGACUUAAUAGAAAACCUCUCUAAAAGCAAGAAGCCUAAGCUGGACCUAGUGUUUGAGGAAUGGGAUGUAGCUGGUCUUCCAUGGUGGUUUUUAGGCAACCUCAGAAGCAAUUACGAGUCCAGAAGUAAUGGAUCAACAGAUAUUCAGACUAACCAGGACAUUGACACUGCCAUUGUUUCGGAUACUACUGAUGACCUGUGGUUCCUCAACGAGUGCCCCUUGGACCAGGGCAGUGCUGGGCUCAAGGUGAACGUGUUUGACUGUGAGGAAGUGAAAGAAGGUGACACAAAGGUGCCUGAGCAUGUGUGUCUGAAUGACUUGGAGGACUCUCAGUGCUUAAGUGAUGACACAGACACAGAAGGUGCCUCUGAGGACUGCUGGCAAUGCAGCAAGUGCAAGAAGUUCAACUCCCUGGGCAAACGGUACUGCUACCGCUGCUGGGCCCUGCGCAAGGGCUGGUACUCAGACUGGCCCAAACUGGCCCACUCCCUCUCCCUGUCCAGCAUUGCUACCAUGAAAAACAAGGAGGAGGAAGAGGAGGACGAGGGGAUAGAUGUCCCAGACUGCAAAAGGACCAUGUCGGCCCCGGCUGGGCAGCCCAGCCGCGUGUUCGUGGUGGAACCCAAACCCCCAUCCUGCAGCUCCAUCGAGUCCCUGGACCUGGCACAGGCUUGUGAGAGCAAAGAGUCUCUGCUGAGCUUCUCUGAGAGUAAAAAGGAGGAAGAAAUCGAGUCUCUGGAGAGUAUAAAAACGCUGCUGAGCCCCUGCUGCCUGUGCCAGCUGAGGCCCCGCGACGGGAACAUCGUCCACGGCAGGACCGCUCACCUCGUGGCCUGUUUCAGGUGUGCAAAGAUGCUGAAGAAAAGGAGAUCCCCCUGCCCAGUGUGCAGGAAGGAGAUCGAGAUGGUCAUCAGGAUCUUCAUGGGGUAGUUGGGCCGCUCCAGGCCUUUCUCCUCCAAAAAGGAGCCAGCAGGUUUCUUGCACUUAAGCCCCCCCCCGGUUUCAGAUCUCAGCCAACGAAAGCCAAAGAGAAUUAAGAUUCCAGUCUGCCCCAGCAGGCUGAGGAAUCUCUGCAGCGUCCACCUUUCCAUGCCCCUGGAAAUGAAAGCCUGCAGGGAACAGGGAGGGACACGCUGGGGUAGAUGCCUCAGCCUGGAAACGGCCAAAAUCUUCCCCUUUCAGCUCAGAGGUGUCCCUGGGAUUGUCUGUCCUGACAGCUGGUCCUUGGAGAAAACAAGGGUUGGGAAGAGUUGUAACUUCUGGAGUGUUGUUCUCCAGGAAGUCAGAGCUGUGCAAUCAAUGCCUUCUGAGGAGGGGUGUGAUCUGAGAUGGAAAUAGAGAUGAAUACUGAGGGGUGGGAAGGAUGGGAUUCUGAGGUGUUUGCAGCUUAGCUAGGCCUUUUCUCCAAGGACCAGCUCUCCUGAGGGCAGUGCAAAGGAAAUAACCCCGUUUCUGAUUUUUUUUGGUUGAUUUUUAAGGUAGGAUUUUUAGGCAAGGUGAAGGUCCUCUUGCUCCCAGACAGGAAACAAAUCCUCCCAGACUCUUAAUCCAUAAUUAUCUCAGCUCACAGAGAGAAUAUAGGGUAACAUUUUGCUUUCUUAUUGGCUCAUUUAAUUUACAUUGAUUCCUUUUUUCAUUUAAAUAUAUUUUCUGUCACCUUGCAUAGCUUUGAAGCCUGUCCAGCAUUAGCUCAGCCUCUGCUCUGCCAGUUGGAUUCGAUUCCAACAGCUCUGUGCCUGGUUUGGGAUGUUCCCAAUGCACCUUCCACUUGCCUCAUCUGAUCAGUCUGCCCAGAAUAUACUCAAUUUUGAGUGCAGUGUGGCCUUAAAUACAGGACAUGAGCCUUUGAGGAGGAAAAAAAUGACUCUUUUAAAGCACCAGUUGCACUCUGGGGGCUGUGCUGGGUGUCAGGUUUUUAAUUAAAAAAUUACUUAAUUAAUCAAAGGGGGCUCUUUUUUUGCCCCCUCCCUGUGAUUUAACACUCCAGCUCUGUCCUUCAGAGCUGGGCAUGGUCGCUGCUGGCUGCCAAAACUUAGUUAACACUCACAAUUUAACAAAAAUCUCACCCUUUCCUGUGGUGACAUCCAGGAUUGUGCGUGAUUCCCUCAGCUCUCCUGUUUUCCAGGCUUUUUUGGAGGACCAACAGAACCUUCACCUUUCAACUCUCCAGCAAUUAGAGCUCAGUGCAAUGUAGAACAAACCCUGUUUGUUGUCACCUCUAAUUCCCUCUCUAACCCAGGGAGUGCUCAUGGAAACACAGCAAGAGAAGUUCCUGCUCAUUCCCUGGUGCUUCCUUAGGCUCUUCCUCCCUGUUUUCCCUCUCUCCACGUGCUGGUCCAGCCCCAGCAGGUGCAGGGGGGGCAGUGGGAGCCCCCAAACCUGCCCAGCAGAAGGUUCCAGCAAACCCUGAUGUCAGAGCUGGUGUUUCUGUGC